CCCAAGAAGAAAAAGAAGCCGAAGCCGAAGCCCGAGGCGGUGGAGCCGGAUCAACCCGCGGCGCCGGAGGAGGACGAGAAAAAGGAGGAGCUUAACGGUUUCCACGGUAACGGAUCGGUGCUGGACGGGGAGUCUCUGGACUCUCUGAGCGAGCAGCUGGACUCCGCCUCUCUGGACGCAGCCGAGCUGGACUCUGAGCCCGCCGCGGCAGAAACACCCGGUGCAGAAGCAGAGAUUGUGUGCAGUGCUCCGCCCCCCCCCUCACAGCAGGGCGGCAGGAAUCUCCACCAGCCCCCCCGAGGGAACAAGAACCGGCACCGGACCGGAUCCGGCUCUCACCCCCCCGCCUCCUUCUUCCCCCCCCACAGCGAGGAGCAGGGGGCGGGAGUCAGGAAGAUGGCUCCCAACAUCGACCGCUCGGUGAAGGAUCUGCAGAGAUGCACCGCCUCGCUGACCCGCUACAGGGUGGUGGUGAAGGAGGAGAUGGACUCCUCCAUAAAGACCAUGAAGACCACCUUCGCUGAGCUGCAGAGCUGGUGA
Molecule: messenger RNA, 540 nt
Organism: Notothenia coriiceps (black rockcod)
Lineage: Eukaryota; Metazoa; Chordata; Actinopteri; Perciformes; Nototheniidae
Gene: spats2
Product: spermatogenesis associated serine rich 2
Exons: 3
Cellular component (GO): cytoplasm
Source: RefSeq, a predicted model, not a curated record